AUGGGAAGAUCACCUUACUGCGAGAAGAACGGGCUCAAGAAAGGGCCGUGGACGUCCGAGGAAGACCAGAAGCUCCUUGACUAUAUCCACAAACAUGGAUAUGGUAACUGGAGAAUCCUCCCCAAAAAUGCUGGUUUGCAGAGAUGUGGCAAGAGUUGUCGACUAAGGUGGACUAACUAUCUCCGACCAAAUAUAAAGCGAGGAAGAUUCUCCUUUGAAGAAGAAGAAACCAUUAUUCAGCUUCAUAGCUUUUUAGGAAACAAAUGGUCUGCUAUUGCAGCGCGUUUGCCUGGAAGAACAGAUAACGAGAUCAAGAAUUUUUGGAACACAAAUUUAAGAAAGAAGCUACUUAGAACGGGAAUCGAUCCAGUGACCCACAGUCCGCGACUCGAUCUCCUUGACAUCUCAUCCAUCUUAGCAUCAUCUCUAUACAAUUCUUCUUCACAUCAUGUGAACAUGUCAAGACUCAUGAUGGAUGCUCACCGUCAGCAUCAACAACAACAACCAUUGGUUAACCCUGAAAUACUCAAGCUCGCUACCUCUCUCUUCUCUCAAAACCAAAACCAAAACUUAGUGGUCGAUCAUGACUCCAAAACCCAUGAGAACCACACGGCUUAUCAUCAUGAUGUUAAUCAAACCGGACGAAACCAAUACCAAACAGACCAUCAAGAUUUCCAGUCUUGCUUGCCAUCAUUCCCCAACGAAGCUCACUUUAACGAUAUGGAUAAUCACGGAGAAUAUAAUUUUGCUUCAACCUCGAAUACGUCAGUCCAAGAUUGCAAUAUUCAGUCGUUCAACAACUACGCAAGCUCUAGCUUUGUAUUAGACCAUUCGUAUUUAGAUCAGAGCUUCCACUUCGCUGAUUCGGUAUUGAACACGCUGUCUAGCCCAACUACGUUAAACUCCAGUUCCGCGACUUACAUCAACAGUAGCAGUUGCAGCACUGAUAAUGAAAUCGAAAGCUAUUGCAGUAAUCUCAUGAAGUUUGAUAUUUCUGAUUUCUUGGACGUCAAUAGUUUUAUUAUAUAA
This is a messenger RNA of Eruca vesicaria subsp. sativa (arugula), 1029 nucleotides long. Lineage: Eukaryota; Viridiplantae; Streptophyta; Magnoliopsida; Brassicales; Brassicaceae. The record is from the annotation of a GenBank genome assembly.